AUGCCACUGUCGCUCACCAAGCGCGGCCUUAUGCUGCUGAUGCGCGCCAUCGGCUUCUUUAUCGGCCUCUUCGGCAUCGCAGCACGAGCCUUCGACUUCCCCCUGCGCCACUGCGGCUCCCGCAUAACCCAGCCCACGAGCGAGCCCCUACUGCUCCUGUCAGGGGUGCAGCUAGCCAAGCUCAUCCGCCGCAGGAAGGUGAAGUGUAUAGAUGUCAUUAACACAUAUAUUGACCGAAUAAAGGAAGUGAACCCAAUGAUCAAUGCAAUUGUCAAGGAUAGAUUUGAGGCAGCUCAGCAAGAAGCUUUGGCAGUAGAUAAAAGGCUGUCAGAGGAACAGGAAGAUGAAGCAACACUAGAAAAGAAAUGGCCCUUCUUGGGGGUCCCUUUGACUGUCAAGGAAGCCUUUGAGUUGCAUGGAAUGCCCAAUUCUUCAGGCCUGGUGAACCGUCGGAAUGUUGUCUCCAAAUCAGAUGCUAUAGUAGUGGCAUUGCUAAAGCAAGCUGGUGCUAUUCCCCUUGGAGUGACCAACUGCAGUGAGCUUUGCAUGUGGUAUGAGUCCAGCAACAAUGUCUAUGGCAGAACCAACAACCCAUAUGAUGUGCAGUGCAUUGUAGGUGGUAGUUCAGGAGGUGAAGGCUGUGCUCUAGCUGCUGCCUGCUCAGUAAUUGGUGUGGGCUCAGAUAUUGGUGGCAGCAUCCGGAUGCCAGCUUUUUUCAACGGUAUUUUUGGACAUAAGCCCACAUCAGGAGUGGUCUCCAAUGAAGGUCAGUUUCCCGUGGCCAUGGGAGCCCAGGAAGAGUUCCAGUGCACAGGCCCCAUGUGUCGUUACGCCGAGGAUGUAGAACCUAUGCUAAGAGUCAUGGCAGGACCUGGCGUCCAUAAAUUAAAGUUAGAUAAAAAGGUUCCAGCACAAAAAAUAAAAUUCUACUGGAUGGAACAUGACGGCGGCUCACUUCUAGUCUCCCGAGUGGACGAAGAACUGCUUCAGGCCCAGAAGAAAGUGGUGAGACAUCUGGAGACUGUGCUAGGUGCUUCAGUUCAGCAUGUAAAACUUAGACAAAUGAAAUACUCUUACCAGAUCUGGGUCACCAUGAUGUCGACCAAGAACCAUGAUGGCAUGGAAACAGUGAAGCUCCAGGAGCUGCUAGGAGAUCAUGGAAAGCCUGUUUGGCCCCUCUGGGAACUGAUGAAGUGGGUCCUUGGGAUGUCAACACACACCUUCCCUUCUAUUGGUCUGGGCCUGCUGGAGCCAGUUCUCAAAUAUGACUCUCAAACCUGUGCCAAGUAUGAAGAAUUAAGGCAUCUUCAAUGCCCUGGGCUUGCCUGUGACUCAGUGCCCACUUGGCCUGAAUAGCAAGGGACUUCCUCUGGGUAUACAGGUGGUAGCUGGUCCCUUCAAUGAUCACCUGACUCUGGCCAUGGCUCAGUACCUGGAGAAGAGUUUUGGUGGCUGGGUCUGUCCUGGAAAGUCCUAGAAUGACCUUUCCACAAUUCAGAUUUAUAUAAUUUGUGGGUAACAAAGAGCUAAGAGGGAUAACUAAUAUUCAGUUCAAAAAAGAUCUUGAUAAGCUUUUAUAGAUCAAAUCUAACAGAUGAAUGAAAUUUAAUGAUGGAUAAAGUCCAACAUCUGGAUUCAAGAAAUCAAUGGCACAAGACAAUGGAGAAAACAUGACUAGACAACAAUUCAUGUAAGAAGAGUUGGAGGCUUUAUUGGAAUGUAAGCUCCACAUGACCACAACAGCCCACAAACUACAAACAAUCUUAGGUUGCAUUGAGUCACGGGGCUUGGGGAGACAUCAUAUUCUUUUUUGGACUCUGUCCUGGUUAAGCCAUGUGGAGUGUUUUGUUCCAUUUUGGCACCAUAUUUCAGGCAAGAUGCAAAUAAGCCCAAGUGUGGGGUGCAAGGAAGUAGAAAUCAUGUCAUACAAGAGCUAUUGAAGCACCUGGGAACUUUUAGCCUCUGAGUGUAGCAUCUAUGAUCCUAACAUUCUAAGGCUGUUAGGAAGCAGGAGCUAGAAAUCUAAUCAGCAGUUGGAGCAGGUGACUCUCAAUGUUCGUUUCCUUGGAAAGUCACUUCCCCAUCUCCUCUGGUUGGGCCAUAGUUGUAUUGACUGGAAGAAUCCUAUUGCUAGCACUAUAGUGGAUGUGACUAGAAGGGAUUGGGGUUCAUUUGAACUCCACUUCCCAAACAGCCCUCCAAAAUUGUAUUGGCUGAAUGGGGGAUCCUAUUGCUAGCACUGUAGUGAAUGCAAUUAGAAGGGCCCGGGGUUCAUUUGAACUCCCCUUCCUUUGCAUUGUUCACAUUUGGCCAAUAGAUCUCAAUUAAAAAAAAUGGCUAUUCAAAGGAGAGGGGUAAUUCAUGAGGAUUAGCAAGCAGAGUACCUUCCAAGGGAAACUCCUGGCACAGUACAAAUGGCUAAAUCUAUUGAAAAUAAUUUCCACAAACUGAACAUUCAUUUUCAAAACUAACCUUUAACAUUCAUAUGUACAUUCCUAUAAAGAAGAUGGCAGUCAAUCAUAAAUCAAUGCCCUCCUCCUUCCUAGUGAGAUUUUCUUCAUUAGACACAAGAUUCCAUAGCUUUAUAGCUCAUAAAGCCAAAGUAUGGUCUUUAAAAGAUGGACAGAAGAAGAGAAAAGAACAGAGAGAAAAUGGAGACUUCACAAGCCUUCAAGGUCAAUGAACAUAGAGGGAUUUGCCCUGCAGGUCCAGUGGAGCAAAAGAGGAGAGGAGGAAGAUGAUUAAGGAUAGCUCUUUGUGCAGAGGAGAGGAGGAAAGAGUUACUGAUUGCUCCAUCCUCUGGCCUGACAGGCAUGAUGAGAAAGAGAUGGGGGUGGUGAGAGAGAUGCAGCUAAGCAGUGCCCCGCAGACAUAGUUAGUCAGCAAGCAUUUAUUAAGUACCUACUAUGUGACAAGCACUCUGCAGGAGCCUCCCUUAUAGUAUUCUUCCCACUCCUCCUGGACACUUAGAAGCUAGUCUGACAAAAAUUGCCCAUUACCUCUUUGGCAUCUCCCUAAACUGAUUGCUGGAACUUGUAGGCAAAAACUUAUCUUAUGCAUCCCAAGCUAUUAUAUAUGUUAUAUUGGAUGGCAACCAACUUCAUUUUGAUGUGCCUC
Vombatus ursinus (common wombat) is the source of this 3117-nucleotide messenger RNA. It is a transcript of the gene FAAH2, whose product is annotated as fatty acid amide hydrolase 2. Lineage: Eukaryota; Metazoa; Chordata; Mammalia; Diprotodontia; Vombatidae. The transcript is spliced from 11 exons. The record is from RefSeq and is a predicted model, not a curated record. The coding region runs from base 1 to 1356 and encodes 451 amino acids.